Messenger RNA from Penicillium odoratum, 1698 nucleotides. Its product is annotated as putative pyridine nucleotide-disulfide oxidoreductase. The record is from RefSeq and is a predicted model, not a curated record. The transcript has a single exon. Lineage: Eukaryota; Fungi; Ascomycota; Eurotiomycetes; Eurotiales; Aspergillaceae. The coding region runs from base 1 to 1698 and encodes 565 amino acids. Gene Ontology annotation, molecular function: flavin adenine dinucleotide binding; oxidoreductase activity.
AUGAGUCAAGAAGAGCCUAUCAAGAUAAUCAUCGUGGGUGGCGCCGCCGGUGGAAUGUCUUCUGCUCUUCGAGCUCGUCGAUUGAGUGAAAAAGCAUCUAUCAUUUUGAUUGAGAAACAUAACUACACCAGCUAUGCCAACUCAGGAAUGCCAUCUUCGGUUGGAGGUGUGAUCGAAACAGACACCUUUCUCAUUCACCAGUCGCCGGCAGGGUUGAAAGAUCGAUUUGAUUUGGAUGUACGCGAUUGUACAGAAAUCACCAGUAUAUGGAAAGAGCAGCACAAAAUCCUUGUCAGAAGGGUGGAUACAAAUGACAGCUAUAUUCUGCCAUAUGAUAAAUUGAUCCUCGCGCAGGGAGCUUCUUUCGCUAUACCGCAGAUACAGGGCAUCGAAUCUGAGAAUGUUUUCAGUUUGCAAAUGAUGUUAGAUCUCCAAAGAAUCAAGGAUUACACUGCCAAGAACCAUUGUCGAUCUGCUGCAAUUUUGGGUGGUGGAUAUUUUGCUUUGAAAGCCGUGGAGAGUCUCUCAUAUUUUGGACUUCGCCUUAGUAUUAUACACACCGAGGGACGCAUGUGUCAAGACUUCGACCCCGACUUUGCAAACAUCGUUCAAACAGAACUCAUAAGGCAUGAGGUGCAGGUUCAUUUGAACGCGAAUAUUUUGAAUAUCGGUGCUGGUGUCCUUGAAGACGGCUGCAUCGUGACAUUGGCCAACGAGUCCAACAUCUCUGCCGACAUUGUCAUUAUCGCCACCAGCCUUACUCCUCGAAAAGAUAUUGCAGAAAGCUCUGGUCUCCUCUGCAAUAACGGGGUCAUUGUCAAUGAAUUCAUGCAGACAAGUGACCCUGAUAUUUAUGCGGUCGGGGCUUUGGCAGAAACAUCAAAUUAUUUAUUGGCCGCGUUGCAGAUACAACAUACCUUACCUCUCAAUAGCCCGGCAAGGCAGCAAGGCAGGCUUGCAUCUGAUCAUAUAAUGAAACGCGCAGUUCCGUAUCGUGGCCGUAUAGUUACGUAUAGCUGCAAAUGUUUCAAAUUGACUGUCGCUAUCACUGGCUUUUCGGGAGAGAAACUCCGUGAGAUCGGUUACUUUCCCAAUGCAGUGACAGCUCAGAUCCCUGAACAUGCUGGAUACUAUCCUGCAAGCCAACAAACGACCUUGAGAGUGGCCUUUCAACCCGCAAGUGGACGCCUUCUGGGUGCUCAAAUAAUUGGUCGCUCGGCAAUAGAUAAGUCCAUCGAUGUGCUCUCCACGGCAUUACAAUUUGGAAGGUCUGUGUUUGACUUGGAAAAUCUGGAGCUCUCAUAUGCACCUCAGUAUGGGUCGGCGAAAGACCCAGUGAACGUGAUUGGCAUGAUAGGAAGUGACCUGCUCCAUGGAGAUCUCCACAUUAUUUCACCGAAAGAACUUGAAAGUCACUUUGAGGAGGUCCAGAUCCUUGAUGUGCGCUCCGCUGAAGAUUUUGCCAAAGGUCAUAUACCGUCAGCUCGUAACUAUCCUCUUGAUAUGUUGCGCAAAAGCCUGGCCGAUAUUGACAAGCGAUGUGCUAUUGUUGUUUACUCCAGAGUAGGCUAUCAUGGCUAUCUUGCGUACCGAACACUGGUACAAUCAGGCUACCAGGCUGCUAAUCUUGAUGGAGGGUUGAAGUUGUUGGUUGAGGGGGGGUCUGGGAUUAAAUUGGUAUCUAGCGGGUCCGAUUGA